Chanos chanos (milkfish) is the source of this 1429-nucleotide messenger RNA. It is a transcript of the gene akap19, whose product is annotated as A-kinase anchoring protein 19. Bases 789 to 1058 code for a protein of 89 amino acids. NCBI's taxonomy places the organism in Eukaryota, Metazoa, Chordata, Actinopteri, Gonorynchiformes, Chanidae. The record is from RefSeq and is a predicted model, not a curated record. The transcript has 2 exons. Gene Ontology annotation, molecular function: protein kinase A regulatory subunit binding.
UUUUUAUUUCUGUUUUUACGAAAGAGAACGACGAAAAGAAUGCUACAAUUGGCUGACAAAUACACAUUAGCAAUGCACAAGUAGACCUUACUCAGACCUUAGACAUAAAAUAUUCUGAAGACAGAAGCGGUCCCACCAACGACACCGAUAAACGCACUUGAGGGCUUAAACUAAACACGGCGUCCACUGGAAUGAAACCAUGAAACCGAAACGUUGUGGUUGUUGAGAUGCCGUGACUGCCGGUGUAUCAAUCUGAACUGAGGACAUCGAGAGCCGAAAACUGAGCAGUACUGUGCUGGUAGUCCUUAUGUCUGCAGCAUGUUAGACGGGCUAGAAGUUCAAGUGUUCGAACAUCAGAGAUAAUUUUCUGGAGAGGUUUAUGAGACGCUCGAGGAGGAGAAUUAAAAGCGUUUUGAGAUCCGUGUGGAUUAUAUUCCUAUAUUUCCCCAUCAAAGUGACAAAUAUUCCUAUUUGGAUUAAAUGAGAACCUGGAUCUGGUGGAGGGUUUCUUUCCAUCGAGGAAUUUUAAGAACAGAUCCUGGUUGCCUGUAAAUUUAUAUCUGAAAAGAGCUGGCGUGAGCUGGUCAUAACUGUGCCCAGGGUCAUGGAACCAUCUUAUUGCUGUUCGCAAUGACCAGUGCCGGUGUAUGUCUUAGCUAUUACUCCCUGUAACCACUAAACGGCAAAACUCGCGGUGGACACCAUCAUCUCACCCUCACCGCCCAUCCCUCUGUCUCCUCCUGUUCCCAUCAGACCGCUUUCAAAACCAAUGCUACAUCAUCCGUGUCAUGGGAUGCGUCAAAUCCAAGCGGAGCGAGCCCUCUCUGAACGCCAGCUCAGCGGAGAGAGUGGACGGCAGGCCAGGCAGGCACGGAGAGAAAGCCGCUCUGGUCUACUCAGAAUCUGGACCCAUGGAUGACUCGUUACGGGUCAACCCGGUCCUGCUGGACUACGCCCAGAGGCUGUCGGAGGAGAUCGUGGCGCGGGCGGUGCAGCAGUGGGCGGAGGUGGACAGCCGGUACAGCGACAUCCCUUACAUCGAGUGUGACGUGCCGUGAAGGCCCGACGGGCGCAAAAACCCCGUCGGUUCUGCCAAGCUCUGCCCACGCACCACACCUUGGACUGGUCAGUGAGAAGCUUCCACCGAGACAGAGAGAAAAGGACAGCAGAACAUGCUUUAAUUAUGUCAUUUCAGGAAUGAAUUCUCUGUGGUGUUGGAAACUGACCGCUUUGCUUGACACACUGUAAAACAACGAUCUUGAGAGGAAAAGGCAAUGGUCCAGUCUGGUUCAGCCAGGGCUAUGCUGGGACUUCCCCCGGUUGUCAUGGUGCUGUAGGCUGAUUGACCAUUUACUGUGACAAAACAACAAAGGAACUGCGAAAUCAAAGCACCGGACUAUUUCUGUCUCUGAACUUUGUUUUUUUUUAA